Molecule: messenger RNA, 1165 nt
Organism: Amphiprion ocellaris (clown anemonefish)
Lineage: Eukaryota; Metazoa; Chordata; Actinopteri; Pomacentridae
Gene: cenph
Product: centromere protein H
Exons: 10
Coding region: 332-1096 (254 amino acids)
Biological process (GO): kinetochore assembly; mitotic spindle organization; chromosome segregation
Cellular component (GO): kinetochore; nucleus
Molecular function (GO): kinetochore binding
Source: RefSeq, a predicted model, not a curated record
CAGAAAUCACGUUCUGGCGGGAUGAGAUCUGGUGUAAACAGAAGUGACGACCCAUUAAACUCGGGGAUGAAACAGACGAAUGCGGCGUAAUUUUCCGAAUAAACAACCACUUAAAUGUUACAGCCGUUGAAAACUCGUGUAGAGUUGUUCUCAGAGUUUUAAUAAGCUUUUUUUUUAGUGCCGGUAACGUUAAUGACGUUGUUUAGCACGCAGUACGUUCAAAAACCGACAACGAGGUUUCAGUUUAACCGUUAGAGUCUGGACGUUGGUGCUGCUGCGUUUAUUUGAUAAGAAGCUUUUUUCAGACAAGGCACCUUCACACUGUUUAGUGAUGGACUCAUCUGGCAGUGACGGGAGCCUCAAUCACAAGCUGGAGGCUGUGGCUCUGAAUGAUGGUCCUGCUCCUGACAACUCCACUGGACAGAAGGAAACAUCGCCUGUGGACAUGCUGAGAAUAAGACAGCAGAUGUCCAACCAGUGCUUUGAGAUGGCAGUACAGCUCCAUGCAGAUAAAAGUAAAAGAUCGUGUAGCACAUCUGAAGCAGACAGAGACUUACCAGAUUAUGUCAGUGAACUUGAAAUGGUCAAAACACUUCAUUUUAACAACACAUUGUCACUGCACAGGAUGCAGAUGUGGCACGCUAUGGGGGAAAAGCUGAAACAGAGUGAUCCAGAGGCAGCUGCCCUGAAAGUCGUGAGUGAUCGCUGCAUGGCGCUUUGUUCACGAAUACAACAUCUUCAGCAAGAGUCAAGAAAUCUUCAAGAUGAAAUUACAGAAUUGCAGAAGACGAGACUUGGUAAUCUGUACAGAAAAAAAUUCAUAGCGAUGGGAUUAUUCUUUGACAUGAAACGGCUCACGCGUGAGAAAAUGAGACAGAUUGAGGAGCUGAUGUUAAAAAAGGACCAUCCAGAUACAGAAAAGUACAAAGCUGUUUUGGAGAAAGGCCAAGCGAACCUGGAGAAAUACAAAAAGAUGGCUGUCAUGACACAGAACGUUCUCAGGGGAAUCCUCAUGGCCUGUAAAGUCAACUGGCUGGAUGAUCCCACACUUCGAGACAUCGCCAUGACCCUCGAGGAGUUUUCGAUCUCAGACUAGAGCAGGAAUUUAGUUGUCUCAUUUAUGUUUCUGUAUAGCAAUGUCUAAUAAACAAACUUUUCAAAGCAG